Hydatigera taeniaeformis is the source of this 1344-nucleotide messenger RNA. The record is from the annotation of a GenBank genome assembly. NCBI's taxonomy places the organism in Eukaryota, Metazoa, Platyhelminthes, Cestoda, Cyclophyllidea, Taeniidae.
AUGCAGAGUAGAUACUAUGGUGGCGACAAAUAUGACGAAAAUGACGAAGAAUCGGUGAAUCUUUUCCUCAGGGACUGUCAUCAGAGACAAUCUUUACUCUAUACAUGCCAUCCAAGCCCAUAUGCUUCUCUUGCCUUCUUCACAAGUCCACUUUCAAAAGGAGAGCUACUCUACUCGUCUGGUCAAAGUCGACUUCAGUUGCAUCUACGUGAAGGCGUUCCAUUUAGUUCGAACAAAGUACUCGAUUUUGUUAUUUUUGAAACUACUCUCUCUAAUACAUCGAAGUUGUCCAAAUUUCCGGUAACAUUGGAAGAGGAGGCAGCAGCUUUCCGCAGUCAUGGAUUUCCUCUUCUUGUCUGGCCUAGAAAUCGUGACAAGGCGAUUGUCCAAAAGGCAAGUUUCUAUCUCGACGACAACUAUCCAGAUUGUGGAGUCUGGUUCAGAGAACUGGAUAAAUGCCAGAUUUGGUUGAACAAGAAGUGGAUCCCGUUGGCCAUGUAUUUGGGCCUUGAAAAUCCGGUCAGCUCGGAAUCUACCUCUGCUGUAAUACUCAACCUACCCCCCGACUCAGUCACUGCCACCUUUGUCAAGGAACGCCUCACCUGGCUGUCCAAUUAUUGCGACCUUCUUCAAUCCUACCUUGUACAUCGUCGUAUCGCUACUCCGGGCUUUCAUCACAACCCUAUCCAUCGCCAGCUAAGACAUUUACUUCUUGAUCGCCAGAAGACGGUGGCUGAUGACUCUGGUUUCUUCAAUGUUGCAGGUGACCGCCUGUUGCACUUGGGUAGGUCGGCUGCGGCGGAGGGUAGGGUCGUGAAACUGCCUAUUCAUGAAAUGGCCAAUCAAAUAGCCAACUUGAAACAUCGUGCCCAGUUUCUAAGCGUCCUUCUGCCUCUAGCCGAUCUUAAAGGUGCUCUCCUGCAAAAGCGUGAUGCAACGGCAACAUCAUCAACCACCGGGACUUUCAUGAAGGCAAAGGAUGCGCUUAUUGAGGCCCUCCAAGAGGGCUCUGAGAACGAGUCCACUCCUGAAGGCGGCAGCGACGACAAUGAAGAGGUGAUGGAUGUGAACGAUAGUGAAGAGGAGCCUAGUGAUAAGCGUUCCGUAAUCUACCCCAAUCGUCCAGUUACAAAAGAGAUCAUGGAAAACCGUGGCAUCGUGAAAUAUCGCCAUAAACGCGAGAGAAACCCCCGCGUACACCUGCGUUACAAAUACAAGAAGGCCCAGAUCCGUUACAAAUCACGAGUGCCUAACCUGCGGAAGGAGGACACUCCAUACGCAGGAGAGUUGAGAGGAAUUCGAGUUAACAUGAUCAAAUCGCAUAAAUUCAAGAAGCCCACAUGA